Messenger RNA from Candidula unifasciata, 3199 nucleotides. The record is from the annotation of a GenBank genome assembly. NCBI's taxonomy places the organism in Eukaryota, Metazoa, Mollusca, Gastropoda, Stylommatophora, Geomitridae.
AUGGCGGAUGGUCCGAACCCGUUCGAAGAUACAAACAUUGGGAACAUGGAUGAAGAUAUAGAAGAUAGCAGUGACUUCACCACUCGUUUCUCACCUGCCGAGCCCCAAAACAGGGCUCGACCAGAAAGCGCAGACCCUUCCUGGGAUGGCAUAGCGGCUAAAUUACUUCGGGAUAAUUAUAUUUUAACGGCUCUGGAACUGUAUACAGAGUUUAUCGAGUCCGGAAGAGAUCUGCCAAGACUACGGGAUUACUUCUCGAAUCCUGGAAAUUUUGAAAGAACGAAAGAAGAUAUACCGUCGCCAACCUUGCCUCGAACGUCAAGUGUUCAGACUUUUGAUUCGUUGGACUUUGCACGAUAUUCAGAUGAUGGUGAACGGCAGGUUGAUGAGAGGGUGGCAGUUCUGGAGUUUGAACUACGGAAAGCUCAGGAGACAAUAAAGUCUCUCCGUGCUGCGCUGACUCAACAGGCGGAGAAUGAGCUGUCGACACCAGAGAGCCAGAACAACACUGGGUUGGUUGGUGAACCAGGUGACAGCAUCACCCCUGUGGAGAAGAAGGCUCUCAACUUCCUUGUGAAUGAGUAUCUCCUACAGGCAGGGUUUAAAGUGACCUCAGUGACUUUUGCUGAAGAAAAUGAAGAGCAGGAUUUUGAAGAUUGGGACGAUGUUGGCUUGAACAUUCCAAGACCACCUGGCCUAGUUCAUCUGUUUAAAGACUACAGCAGCCAUGAGGCCCCAAGGAAGGAGACCGCAGACAUUGGGGUUUCUGUGGACAUGGAGUCGGGGCGAGUGUAUCAGCUGGAGCAGGAGUUCAGAGCUAACAUGGAGGAGUUGGAAUCUCAGGUAGCUGCUUUAAAUGAGCAACUUCAAAUAUCCAAGCAGGAAAAUGAAACUCUUGCCCAACAGGUUGAUAUAUUGAAAAUGGGCAGCAUACAUGAAGCCAUUUUGAAGCCAUUAUCCAACAUUCCACAAAAACACAAUCCAGAACCAGCAGAGGUCUUCUCAAAGUCAACCCUGCCUGGUGGAGUCCAGAAAAUUAAAAAACCUACUAAUUCUGAACUUGUCCCUCAUUCUGUGCCAUUGGAGCUCAGUUUUGAAGACCUGGAUGCGGAGGACCCUGAGCUGGGCUCAGGAGGAGUCGAUGCAACAGCUCUGAGUAGUGCUAUAGGAGAGAGAGAGGAAGGGGAGGGUCAAGAGGAGAUUGAUGGCAGUGUCGGCCGAAGUAGCGUAGAUAAAAGUGGCAGUACGGUGGCUGUAGGACAAGCAGCAGUGACGAAGGAAUCUCUUCGCUCAAGGACUUCUAGGAAUGAUAGCACCAGAACCCUCAUCAAUGAAGAUGUAUCCAAACAGUUUGAAACUAGAAAAAUGACAACAUCAUUCCGUAAGGCACUUCUAGAUGUUGCAUUUCAUGUGUCGGCAGACAAUCGCAUUGUUUCAGAGAUGUCAAGAAUCAGUGAUGCCGAUGAACAUGGGGUGGUCAAGAUGUUGGCGAGAUGUCUUCCCCACAUUGUUCCAAAUGUCUUGUUAGCAAAGAGAGAGGAGCUGAUCCCAGUGAUAUUGUGUACAACCAUUCUUCACCCUGACCCCAAACAGAGGGACCAGUUGCUGAACAUUCUGUUUAACCUCAUCAAGAAACCAGAUGAUGAGCAGAGGCAGGUAAUUUUGACUGGCUGUGUGGUGUUUGCUGAACAUGCUGGAGCUGAGAGACUCGUGGAAGAGUUACUGCCCCAGUGUUGGGAGCAGAUCAGCCACAAGUACAUUGAGAGGAGACUCUUGGUAGCAGAAGCUUGCGGAGCUCUGGCUUCUUAUCUCCCAGCCGAGAUCCGCAGCUCUCUGGUGUUAUCCAUGCUGCAGCAGAUGAUGACAGACGACAGAGACGAGGACGUGAGGGAGGCGGUGGUCAAAAGUCUGGGGCUGCUGAUGGGGUUCAUUUGUGAUGCUGACAAGUAUGCCCAGGGCUAUGAUCUGUUGAUGACCGCACUAAGAGACCCCAAAGAAAAGGUGCAGAGAGCCACGCUGCAGGUGUUCCUCCCUGCCCUGGGCAUGUGGUCAAGAGAACUUGGUCGACUGGAACACCAUCUCAUACAUAAUCUACUGAAGCACCUUGAGGACACAGUUAAGGGUGCAGUUGCGGCACAAAGGGCAAAUAAUUCAACAUCCCUGCCUUUGAAUGAGAGUCGCUUUCUCUUGCUGGUGGCUACCCUGGAAGAGUUAAUUCCCUUGUUGUACCUGACGGUUAUAGAAACCUGUCCCGCAUCUACUGUGGAGACCGAGGAUGUCCAUGUAGACACGACCAGGUUCCCUGAGGCAAACAGUCCUCUUAGUGACCUGGCUGUGAUGGCAGGUGGAGAGGAGGCCUUGAUUCACCUGGUGACCCAGUUUGAGGCUCACAUUGACCAGGAGUGGUUUGAGCCAUGGGAGGAACUGAACUGGAUUGUUAAUAAUUUGCUGCCCCGUAUGCUGGAGGUCACCAUGAGUGUUGGCUUGUCUAUGCAGAAGGUCAUUCAUGCCUUAUGCCAGUUUGCUUUCCGUCUGUGCAGAACAUUUGGCCGUACAUUCAUGGAAAAGAAGGUGAAGGUCAAGUUUGAGGAGCUGGUGAAAGUUCCAGAGGAAGAAUUUGAUUCCCUAGUGAACCAGGGACAUUUGCCAGUCACUACUGCCAUUGUUGCUGUGUAUGCCAGGGGUGUUCUCAUGGCUUUUGUUACAGAUGAGGAUAAAAGCCGGCUGAGCCAGUUUCUAAAGAGAGUUUUGUGUACAUUAGCAUUGCUGCAGACAUCGUUAGACAGCUUGAAGGCGGCACUGAUUGAAUUGAGUGGAAACCCAUCCAACCAUGAACUCCUGCUGUCAGUCUUGUGGGAUGGUGUUACUCAUUCAUCAGCCUUGGUUAGAGCUGCAGCAGCAUCUCUGUUUGAGCUGAUGAUCAAGGGAGUUAAUGACACGCUGGUGUCCGCGCGGGUAGUUCCUGCCCUGGUGACUUUGUCGAAUGAUCCAGACAUAUCUGUCAGAAUUGCAACCAUUCCUUCUCUUGGGGCAGUCAUAGAGAACAUUACAAUACGAGAGGUCCUGGACCGCGUCUAUAUGCAGCUGCAGAUGUUUUUUGACGAGCCCGCAUACAGGGACCAGCAUCCAGUUCUUGUGGAGCUCAUCAGGACCUUGUCGCGUUGUGGACCCAGCGCUGAGCCAAAGUUCAGAGAUGAAU